Carya illinoinensis is the source of this 1213-nucleotide messenger RNA. RefSeq names its product class V chitinase-like. Bases 65 to 1006 code for a protein of 313 amino acids. The record is from RefSeq and is a predicted model, not a curated record. Gene Ontology annotation, biological process: carbohydrate metabolic process; chitin catabolic process. Gene Ontology annotation, cellular component: extracellular region. Lineage: Eukaryota; Viridiplantae; Streptophyta; Magnoliopsida; Fagales; Juglandaceae. The transcript is spliced from 2 exons. Gene Ontology annotation, molecular function: chitinase activity; chitin binding.
AUAGACACCACCAACAACAAAAACAAAACCAAAGUUUGUAACUAAUUGCUUCUCCUUUCCUCCAAUGGCUUCGAGUACUACUGCUGAUCAUCCAGCAAAAAAAGCCGGAUACUGGUUUAGCACGUUUGAACUCCAAGUAGCAGACAUAAAAUCCAACCACUUCACUCAUCUUUAUGCUGGCUUUGCCAAGGUCCAAUAUCCGAUUCCGCCACAUCAAAAGAAUGAUGAUGUGAUCAAAUUUCCUGACAACAGUGGAAGAUUCGAAUCCUUCUCCGAAACCGUCAAAGGAACAAACCCUCGCGUGAAAGCCCUUUUAUCCAUCGGUGGUGAUGAAGGCCCCAACAUAUCUUCAGCCAUUGCUUCAGUGGCUAGAGAUGCUAAACUGCGUGAAGCAUUCAUUAACAGGUCCAUACAACUAGCCAGGGAGAACAAAUACGAUGGCCUGGACCUCUGCUGGCUAUACCCCUCCAAUGCCGAACAGAUGCACCUGUUUGCCUUACUCCUCGAGGAAUGGCGUCAAGCCAUAAAUGACGAGAAAGCCAAACAGACUAAUAAUUAUGAAAAGUUGCUUCUGACUGCAGCGGUCUUUCACCAACCGGUCAUUCAUGGUACAGACGGUAACAAUAUCGAUUAUCCUUGUCAGGCUAUUUCAAAGUACUUGGACUGGAUCAACGUACUGACCAUUGACUUCGAUACUCCCUCUCCCUCCAAUUCACCCGGGAAGACUGGACCGGUUGAUGCGUGGCUCAGCUGCGGAAAAGCAGGAAUUGACGACUGGAUUAAACGGGAAGCUCCGACCGAAAACUUGGUCCUCGGCCUUCCAUUUCAUGGCUAUAAUCACGGGAAUGGAGAUCCCAAUGACAUCGCUGCUAAAGUUAAGGAGGCGUUUAGGGGAAUAAACUUGGGCGGUUACUUUGCAUGGCAUCUGGCCUCCGAUGACAAUUGGACCUCUCAAAUGCAGCUUCCAAUGCAUUGGCUAAAGCGAUUAAUAAUUGGCCAAGUCUAGUGGAGAAGCCAUGGCUAGUACUGGAGAAGAGGUCGAUAUUAAAAUAAUUAUUGCUCCACAGAUUAAUAUUAGUGUUGAUAAUCAUAUAUGUAAAAUAUUAUAAGCUGCUUGUAUUAUCAACAAUAAGGCCGGGCCAAUGGCUUGCUGGCUAUCAUGCUGUGUACCUACGUUGUGUGUGAUAAUAAUAAUAAUAUUAUCAUUAUAGAA